GAGCCAUCUGGUUGAUCUGCACUAGACAGGCAAGCUCCGAGCUGACCCAGGGCUUGUUCCAAGCCCAGGCUGGGUGGGCUAGGGCAUCCGGGAAGCGGAGGGAGCCAGUCUAGGAACCUCAAGUGUGAGCAGUGGAGAGGCUGGUGGGCAAGGCUCAGCCUCUGAUGGGAGGGGAGGCCAGAACCUAGCUGCUAGCACGCAGUGUGUGUCCUGGUUGCAGACGCCUGGCUCGGGUCCGCUAGUGCGCCACCACCCCUGGCACUCAGGCUGGGAGUUGGCGAAACUCCCUCACCUGUCGGAACCCGGAUCUGGCAGCGGGAAGGGUCUGGCAGCCGGCGCCUGCUGGUUACAGCAAGCUUGGCAAGUGGCCCUGCCUGCACUAGGGGCGCCACGGCCAAGGAGGCAGGUGUGAGGCUGCUCCGCGCCCUAGCCUCUUCGAAGGUCCGUCGUUCUCCUUUGUCCUCAGGCACCAUCAGGUUGGGGUAGGCCUAGGGGCAACUCCCACAGACGCCAGGACUGUAGGUUCGAGACGCCCCGCCUCCUCCUGCCUCUUAGAGCGUGAGUGCUGGAGGAACCUUCCAUUCGGAGAGAGUCUACAGUAACUGCAGAGGUUUUCAGAACUUUGCAGGCAGAGGCUCGCUGGUCCGUUGUCUGCAAGCCACGCCACCUCUGCUGCUAGCUUGCGACACCCCAAGACUCGGAGAGACUACUCUCCCAGAGGCACCUACACCCCAACUUUUGAUUCGAGGUCUGCGUUGCCUACCUGGGUGCCCAGCUACAGUGUCCGGGGGCGCGCAUCUUCUGGAGACAGCGCCGCUCACACAGCCCAGCUCGCUCUUCUUUCCCGUAAGAGUGAGGGGCUGGGUGCCUGAUCCGGGACCACACAAGCCCUCGGGCGGAACUGCCUUCGAGAAAGGUUAAGGCCAGGAGCUCUGAGCCCCUUACUCCAAACCAUAGUCGGUUCAGGUGUUUUCUCUCCAAACCCUGCGCCUGACGCAGAUCAUCCGCGCUGCCGGGCGGUGAGCGUGGGGUCCCUGUCGCCCCGUCGGAGUGGCAAACCAUGGCCGGCUGCUGCUGUCUGUCUGCGGAGGAGAAAGAGUCGCAGCGCAUCAGCGCGGAGAUCGAACGGCAGCUUCGCCGCGACAAGAAGGACGCGCGCCGUGAGCUCAAGCUGCUGUUGCUGGGGACUGGAGAGAGUGGCAAGAGCACCUUUAUCAAGCAAAUGAGGAUUAUCCAUGGGUCUGGCUACAGCGAUGAAGACAGAAAGGGCUUCACGAAGCUGGUUUACCAAAACAUAUUCACCGCCAUGCAAGCCAUGAUCCGAGCAAUGGACACCCUGAGGAUACAAUACGUGUGUGAGCAGAAUAAGGAAAAUGCCCAGAUCAUCAGAGAAGUGGAAGUAGACAAAGUCUCUGCACUCUCCAGGGACCAGGUGGCAGCCAUCAAGCAGCUGUGGCUGGAUCCGGGAAUCCAGGAGUGUUACGACAGGAGGAGGGAGUACCAGCUGUCAGACUCUGCUAAGUAUUACCUGGCUGACAUUGACCGAAUCGCCAUGCCCUCUUUCGUGCCAACACAACAGGAUGUGCUUCGUGUUCGAGUGCCCACCACCGGCAUCAUAGAGUACCCAUUUGACUUGGAAAACAUCAUCUUUCGGAUGGUGGAUGUUGGUGGCCAGCGAUCUGAACGACGGAAAUGGAUUCACUGCUUUGAGAGCGUCACCUCCAUCAUUUUCUUGGUUGCUCUGAGUGAAUAUGAUCAAGUUCUGGCUGAGUGUGACAAUGAGAACCGUAUGGAAGAGAGCAAAGCCUUGUUUAAAACCAUCAUCACCUACCCUUGGUUUCUGAACUCAUCUGUGAUUUUGUUCUUAAACAAGAAGGAUCUUUUGGAAGAGAAAAUCAUGUACUCUCAUCUAAUUAGCUAUUUCCCAGAAUACACAGGACCAAAGCAAGAUGUCAAAGCUGCCAGGGACUUUAUCCUGAAGCUGUAUCAAGACCAGAAUCCUGACAAAGAGAAAGUCAUCUAUUCUCACUUCACAUGUGCUACAGACACUGAGAAUAUCCGCUUUGUGUUUGCUGCUGUCAAAGACACAAUUCUACAGCUAAACCUUCGGGAAUUCAACUUGGUAUAAAUGGUGUGGCACACUCCCCCCAGACAGAGGCUGACCUGAGCUUAUCCCACCUGUACCACAAGUGCUUCUGACCACCUGGGCCAGGCUCCAAGGACAUUAUGUAGCCCACAAGAACAGAGAUGGGUAGUGUAACUUGAAAGAUAUUUGCUUUACCAACCCUUUUAAGUGUCUUUAAUUCUUGAUCGUCUUUUCUUUUCUUACUGUUUGGAUGUAAGGUUAGGCAUAAAUUUUGAGUUUGGUAGUUUAUAGAAUUUUAGAAGGCCACUGUGAUCCCCCCCUUUUUUAAACUAUAAGUGUUCAAGAGCUAUUAAAAAUCACAUAACAGGGGGGACUUGUUAAUUUAUAGAUCAUGCCUUCAGACCUUUAGGAUUAAUUUGAGUGACUAAAACAUCUUAAUAAGCAUGAUGGUUUUUAAAUAAACCUUAAAAGACACUUC
Peromyscus leucopus (white-footed mouse) is the source of this 2564-nucleotide messenger RNA. It is a transcript of the gene Gna14, whose product is annotated as G protein subunit alpha 14. The record is from RefSeq and is a predicted model, not a curated record. Gene Ontology annotation, cellular component: heterotrimeric G-protein complex. The transcript is spliced from 7 exons. NCBI's taxonomy places the organism in Eukaryota, Metazoa, Chordata, Mammalia, Rodentia, Cricetidae. Gene Ontology annotation, molecular function: G protein-coupled receptor binding; G-protein beta/gamma-subunit complex binding; guanyl nucleotide binding. Gene Ontology annotation, biological process: action potential; adenylate cyclase-modulating G protein-coupled receptor signaling pathway; phospholipase C-activating dopamine receptor signaling pathway. The coding region runs from base 1061 to 2128 and encodes 355 amino acids.